UCUCAGGAUAUGAUAAACAUAUCAGACUUAUCUGAUAAAGAUCUCCGAAGCCUGCUCUUUGAACAUGGUAAAACCCCUGGUCCCAUCACCGGCACCACCAGACGAGUAUAUGAACUCCAGCUCCAGUCCCUACUGACUGCUGGGGCUGGUUCUGCCCGGGCUACUGCGGACAAGAAGAAACGGAGGCAAACUUUGGAUACACUUAGGACGACAGAGAAACCGAAAAUGGAGCCUAGGAGGUCGGAGAAGUUCAUUCCAAAUAUCCCAGCGUCUCUGAACAUAUCAGACUAUUCAGACACAGAGCUCCCGGAGUUGAGUCUGACCCCCGAGUUAGAGACCCCUGAACCACCCCAAAGCCUGGUCUUCUCCAACUCACCCCGACCCACUAGAAGGAGAACUACUCGUGACAGAGAAGGCAGGGAUCUAAGUCUCUUUAGUGACAACGAGGAUGAAAAGAAGCCAGACAGAAAGAAGAAAUUGCCAGCCGAGAGUAAACAUCUAUCAGGUUGGUGGAGCGUUCUAGCGGUUGUGGUAGUGGUAGCCGGUACUCUUGCUACUGCGUAUUAUCUGGUCGAGCCUGAUGAGGAUUCCUCUAUAGCACCUCCCUGUUUGAACCUAACCUUUGAUAUGACCGUGGCAGAGUGUGACAGGCUCUUCCAAAAGUUUUCCAAACAAAAGUUUGAAGUGGACAAGUUUUCAGGGGAAGUAAUGUGUGGGGAUAAAGAAGGUGAUCUCCAUAUUCCGUCACCGGCUGGUGGAAUGGAACGGCAACUACUCUUCUACCUGCGAGAUGAUUUCAAUUACAGCAUUUAUCUCAAGAAGGAGGAUACUUACUUAGAGUUUGAAGGUGAAGCAGAAUUAUCCUCAUUUAACCCCAAAGCAGCAGCCUUUUUCUUCAGCACGAAAACCCCGCAUAUUUCAUGGUUUUGUCGUACGUCUCAAGUUUUGAGCAACUUCGCAUUCUACAUUCUAACAUCCGCUGCAAUCUUAGUCAUGGCCCAAAUUGCUCACAAAGUCUACCAGUGGAAGAGGGCUAAAGAAAAGCAGGCGAUGGGAGAAAUGUUCGAGUUGAUAGAUCAGAUAAUAGAGGAGCUGCAAAGGAAUUACAGCAAAUACCAAACAGACCCAGUCAACUACGUGCCGUACGUGGCUAUCCCCCACGCCCGAGACCGGCUCCUCCUGCCCUCCGAACGGACUGCAAUGAAGCACAUCUGGGAAAGGGCUGUCCAGUUUAUUGCCCAACAUGAGUCCAGAGUGCGUGUUGAGAUGCGACGGGUACAGUCUGAGGACUUCCCUGUGUGGUACUGGUUAGAAGCCAGUAAAUCACCUCCAGUCCAACCAGAUAGCACCUCCCCUGAUUUCCUAUACCCUGACUUGGACUCAGAACUCCCCAUGGAAAAGGGUAAAACUUCCACCGGAUCGUAAGUGAAACAUGUGAGACCAAAUGUUAACGAUAUUAACGUUAAGCUAAGAUCACUUAUCUUGCUGCAUUUGGGUCGUGCGAUAUAAGUUUAGUUAGUUAACAUAUUUAUUUUACCUCCUUUUUGCUUAUUUAAUGUUAGCUGUAGAUAAUUUGCAACUUGAUUGCAAAUAUAAAUCCGAUAUUGAUGAGAUUUUUGAGAUGUUGUAAAGUUUUUGGUCGACUUAAAACUAAAGCUUAUGCUUUGAUCAUAUUUGGGAAGAGAAAACAAUUUGGUUAUGUUAAUUUUCCGUUAUGAUAUGUUUUAUUUAAACUCGUGUGCUUAGUAGAUUCAAAACUAUUAAACCAAUUUAGAAUUUUGUGGUAGUAGACAAGAAGCCUGACAGAGUGGCGGAAUUCCACUGUAAAGUUCUAUCGAAACGUACUGCGGUGGAAUUCCACAGUCAACUGGAGAACUGGUAUCAAAUAGCACAUGAUGUGAGCCAGAUAAUGCUGAUUUAUUUCAUCUCAGAAACCUCCGCUUGCAUUCCGCAGCUGUUUCGGAUUUCUUGACACUGCCGAUUUUCCUUUUUUUUCCCCAUAAUUUAUAUUUUGAGUGUUCUUAGGCUCACUGUAUUAUUACAGUGGCAACUGUUAACCACAUUGUCUGACGAUACAAAUAUUGCUCGUCAAGUUAUAAUAAUAUUAGCUAAUUCACAUCAGCUGGGCAUUUCAAACACGAUUAAAAUUUUUGGCAAAUGCUUCCAGAAAUUUAUGGUGAAUUUAGCACAUGUUUUAGAAAUGAAAAGGGCUGUGUUAGUUUUAUAAGUUAUUUUACUGUUUUUACGUUUUUAUUUGUGACUGUGUGAUUUGUUAUAUUUAAGGUGAGCAAUUGUAUAUCUAAUUUAUCCUUCGACAUUUUUGGAUAUAAAAUUGUUCAAUAUUACAUGGAUUAUGUUUCAAUCUUAACACAAAGACUUUGAACUCAUAACUCAUUAAAAGCUAUUUAGUGGAACUUUAAUGAUCGUACUACAAGCCAAAUAUUUCCUUUGCAAACGAUAAUUUAAUACUGUUCAAUCAAUCAUAUUGAUGAAAUUUCAUAUUUACUUUUCUAUUAUUUACAAAAUUUAGAAAUAGUACAGAAGUUUGUUCCAGAUUGUAUUCAUGUAUACAAAUGUGCUUUUAAAAGAUCUAAACGGACACCUUAUAGGAAACAAUAGUGAAUAGGAAUUGAAGCUUCUGAGCGCGUC
This is a messenger RNA of Bolinopsis microptera, 2649 nucleotides long. Its product is annotated as LEM domain-containing protein 2-like. The record is from RefSeq and is a predicted model, not a curated record. The transcript has a single exon. Gene Ontology annotation, biological process: nuclear envelope organization; negative regulation of BMP signaling pathway. Gene Ontology annotation, molecular function: chromatin DNA binding. Lineage: Eukaryota; Metazoa; Ctenophora; Tentaculata; Lobata; Bolinopsidae. The coding region runs from base 10 to 1425 and encodes 471 amino acids.